AUGACGACUCGCCCCGGUGACGGCGGCGGCGGCGGCGGCGGAGACGCCGACAAGCAGAUGGUGCCCGUGGCCACCACCGCCAACGGCAACGGCACGACGGCUCUUGCGGUGCGCAAGGCCCCCUCCAAGGACCGCCACAGCAAGGUGGACGGGCGCGGGCGCCGCAUCCGGAUGCCCAUCAUCUGCGCGGCGCGCGUCUUCCAGCUCACCCGCGAGCUCGGCCACAAGUCCGACGGCCAGACCAUCGAGUGGCUGCUCCGCCAGGCCGAGCCCUCCAUCGUCGCCGCCACGGGUUCCGGCACCGUCCCGGCCUCCUUCUCCACCUCCUCCCCCUCCUCCUCCUCCUCCAACGCGCACGCGCACGCGCUGCACCACCACCAGCACCAGAUGCUCCCGCACGCCGCGCCCUUCAUCCUCGGCAAGCGGGCCCGCGGGGCCGACGACGAGGAGGGAGCGGUCAACGUCGCGUCCAUGGGCCCCACCCCAGGUUUCUGGGCGCUGCCGGCGAGGGACUUGGGCCAGCUGUGGAGCUUCGCGCCGCAGCAGGAGUUGAUGGUGUCGGCUGCGCCACCGCCCAUGUCGGGCGAGGCGUCCGCGGCCCGGGUCGGCAACUACCUCCCCAUGGCGCAGGCCAACCUCAACCUGCUCGCCUCCUUCUCCGGCGGACCCGCCGGGGCAGCCACGCCUGGGCGGGCCGAGGAGGAGACCACCGCACACUGAAUUGGUAAUGAUUGUCAGCAGCUGUGUAGGGUUUUAGCGCUAGGGUUUCCAAUUCUUCGUCGUCGGUAACGCUGCUGCUGCUGCUCGUCUGUGUGUCGGUCAACUGUCAGUUCAGGGUACAGGCUGCUUCCCGUGGUUUGCCUUUUGUUUUGCCUCUAGGAAGAGGAUGGCUGGAUUAUUGCUGCUGCUGCUGCUGCUUAAAUUAAGGAGUUCAUCAGACAUGGUCGUGUGGUCAGUCCAGUAGUUUAGGUCUCCUCAGGUGUUCAGUCAGAUUGUCAGUCAGUAAGUAUCGAUGCUGUCAAAUGUAGUUUCCUUUCACUGUUAAUUCCAAGGAGGAACAACAAGGAAGGUUUGCUUGCACAUCAAGGCUGACAAGGGAAUGGAUUUGCUUGCCCCUCUUGUAAGUCGUUUCGCCUCUUCAUCUGCUGCUCUGCUUCUUAGGUCUCUUGUUCAGAUUUUUCCUCCUUUUGGCUUUAGCUGGAUUGAAUUAGUGUUUUGGGUUCAAUAAGGAAGUGAUUGUUUUUGUAGCUCCUGUAUGUAGUACAUCUAUGAAAUUUUUUCAUGUCAGUUUAUCAUCAUCUUGAA
Messenger RNA from Lolium rigidum, 1305 nucleotides. RefSeq names its product transcription factor TCP7-like. Gene Ontology annotation, molecular function: DNA-binding transcription factor activity; sequence-specific DNA binding. Gene Ontology annotation, cellular component: nucleus. Lineage: Eukaryota; Viridiplantae; Streptophyta; Magnoliopsida; Poales; Poaceae. The transcript has a single exon. The record is from RefSeq and is a predicted model, not a curated record. Bases 1 to 720 code for a protein of 239 amino acids.